This is a messenger RNA of Cottoperca gobio, 813 nucleotides long. RefSeq names its product ladderlectin-like. The record is from RefSeq and is a predicted model, not a curated record. Lineage: Eukaryota; Metazoa; Chordata; Actinopteri; Perciformes; Bovichtidae. The coding region runs from base 161 to 775 and encodes 204 amino acids. The transcript is spliced from 10 exons.
GUCACGUUCUGCCAUCCACACGCCCACAUGAACGUCACUCAGUGUUCCAGUGUGUGUAUAAAGAGCGGGGAGACCUCAUCAUCAUCACUGCAUCACUCAGCUGAUACCUGAAAAACAUUAGCUCACAUUUACCUUACAGAACAACCAGUUGAUUAUCACCAUGAAGACUGUUGUGGUCCUCUCCAUUCUCCUCUGUGCUGCAUUUGCAGCUCCGGCUGAAGACAAAGAGAAGGCUCCAGAAGCAGCAGUGGUGGCCCUGAAGGAACAGAUGGUUCCUGCACCUGAGACGGAGGAGAAGAUGAGGAAAGAUGAAGUCUUUGUGCCAGAAGAUUCUGUCCCUGUUCACAGCAACGAACAUGUGUUUGAGAAGGCAGCAGGAUCUGAAUCUGGUUAUAGCUUCUGUCCAGACGGCUGGUACAACCACGGCCCACGCUGCUUUAAAGUCAUCAGAUCUGCCAUGACCUGGUACAAAGCUGAGGAGCACUGCAACAGCCUGGAUGCUAACCUGGCUUCGGCCACCAGCGCCAGAGAGUACAGCUUCCUCCAGGAGAUCACGAAGUUAAAUGGUCAGAGCUGCGCAUGGCUGGGAGGCUUCAGACUGCAGAACACGUGGAUGUGGAUUAAUCGUGAGGGUUUCUAUUACAAAAACUGGAACUACGAGUCCACCUCCGUCAGCCUCCCCUGCCUUUACUUAAACACCAACUAUGGUUGGAAAAAUACCCAGUGCAGCUCUUCUUUCUACUUCAUCUGCUCCAAGAAUCCUUUCGGCUGCUAAACAAAGAUUCUAAACAUCUGGGGUCCUGGGACAGCUCG